CUUAUCUCUUUAACUUUAGAAAACAGAAAAACCAAAAAAACAAAACAUGGACAACCUUAGCCAAAAUGAAACCUCACAAACAUGCCCUCAUCAAUGUUGUUGCAAUGUCUCAAUUUUCAACUCACCAAAUUCACAAAACACAAAACCAAAACACAGAAACAGUUCAUCAGAAUGUCGUCGCACUUUCGCAUCAUCGACGACAUCCUCAGUCUUUCCAAACACUCAUUUCACAAACCAUGAAUCUCUUCCAUCAUUUCAAGAAUCAUUCAAUGAAUUCAAUAAAGUGUAUCCUCAAUAUUCUGAGACAGAAAAAGUUGAUCAUGUUAGAGAUAAAGAAUAUUCUCAUCUUUCAUUUUCAAACCAUACUUGUCUUGAUUAUAUUGGUAUUGGUCUUUUUUCUUACUCUCAAAUGCAACAAUAUCAUGAUACAUCAAAAUCAACUCAUCGAAAAACACAAGAAUCUCUACCGCAGUUUUCUGAUAUGCCGUUUUUUAGUAUAUCCUGCAAAACAGGAAAUUUGAAGACUUUGCUUCUUCAUGGUGGAAAAGAUUCCGAAUUUGAGUCAGCAAUGAGAAAAAGAAUCAUGAAUUAUCUUAACAUAUCGGAAAACGAUUACUUCAUGGUUUUCACUGCUAAUAGAACAUCGGCUUUCAAACUUGUAGCAGAUUGUUACAAUUUUCAAAAAAGUAGAAAGCUUUUAACAGUUUAUGACCAUGAAAGUGAAGCUGUGGAAGCGAUGAUUAGCUCGUCCGAAAAACGAGGAGCAAAAGCUAUGUCAGCAGAGUUUUCAUGGCCAAGGCUGAGAAUUCAAUCAACAAAGUUGAGGAAAAUGAUUGUAAGUAAGAGAAAGAAGAAGAAAAAUAAGGGUCUUUUUGUUUUGCCACUUCAUUCAAGAGUAACAGGAGCAAGAUAUCCUUAUAUUUGGAUAAGUAUAGCGAAAGAGAAUGGUUGGAAUGUUUUGGUUGAUGCAUGUGCAUUAGGACCGAAAGACAUGGAUUGUUUUGGUCUUUCACUUUUUCAACCAGAUUUUCUUAUAUGUUCUUGUUAUAAAGUUUUUGGAGAAAACCCUUCUGGAUUUGGUUGCCUUUUUAUCAAGAAAAGUGCUACGUCGAUUUUGGAAACAAAUUCUUCUGUAGGAAUAGUGAACCUUGUGCAAGAAAAAAAGCAGCAAGAUUCGAUACUUACCUUACAUUUAGACGAAGAAGAACCAUUUUAUAUGACAUCUUUGUCUAGUAUGAUACAAACAUCGCAACCUGCAAAAUUCGUAGAAGGAGAAUCUUCUGAGAUUAAGAUCGUAGAGGCACCAAGUGUGUCAAAACCAUCUGAAAUUUGUGAAAUUGAGGAGGUGGAAAAGCAAGUUCAAAUCCAUGAAAAGGGUGUUAAAGAAAGUGAUAAAAAUGAACACUUUGAUAUUGAAUGUAGGUGCUUAGAUCAAGUGGAUUCUUUAGGAUUGUUACUGAUCAAUGAUCGCGCGAGGUACUUGAUAAACUGGUUGGUGAAUUCGAUGUUGAAGCUUAAGCAUCCUAACACAGAAGGGGUUUCUCUAGUGACGAUUUAUGGUCCAAAAGUAAAAUUUGAUAGAGGACCUGCAAUUGCAUUCAAUAUAUUUGAUUGGAAAGGCGAAAAAGUUGAACCUGUUCUUGUGCAAAAACUCGCUGAUAGAAGUAAUAUUUCUAUUAGUUACGGAUUGUUGCAUCAUAUAUGGUUUGCAGAUAAGUAUGCCGAUGAAAAGGGAAGAGUUCUAAAGGAGAACAAAAAGAAAGAUAACGAAAAAGUUGGAAUAACUGUUGUUACUGCUGCAUUAGGUUUUUUGGCUAAUUUUGAUGAUAUCUAUAAGCUUUGGUGUUUUGUUGCUAGGUUUCUCGAUGCUGAUUUUGUCGAGAAGGAGAGGUGGAGAUAUACUGCUCUGAAUCAGAAAACUGUUGAAGUAUAGCGGCGCUUUAGGCAUAUUGCUAUUGUUCCGCGAUAUACUAUUUGCUACAGACUGUAGUGAAAUAGCAGCUGUUAUGGCGCUAUAGCUCUGUAGCGAGUGGAAUAUGAACAAGACGUUGUUUUCUGGGUUCAGCGAUUCGCAACAUUUUGUUAAGUUCCGUUAUGUUUCAUUCAUUUUUCUGUACUUUGUGAAUUUGGCUGAAAUUUCAUGUAUAUGGAAAUUUGAUUUUCCAAUGACCCUAAUAAAUCAUUCAUUCAUUUGUUUAAUGAGUUCA
Messenger RNA from Medicago truncatula (barrel medic), 2207 nucleotides. Its product is annotated as molybdenum cofactor sulfurase. The transcript has a single exon. The coding region runs from base 47 to 1933 and encodes 628 amino acids. The record is from RefSeq and is a predicted model, not a curated record. Lineage: Eukaryota; Viridiplantae; Streptophyta; Magnoliopsida; Fabales; Fabaceae.